Entelurus aequoreus (snake pipefish) is the source of this 12727-nucleotide messenger RNA. RefSeq names its product cell adhesion molecule 1-like. The record is from RefSeq and is a predicted model, not a curated record. Gene Ontology annotation, molecular function: signaling receptor binding. The coding region runs from base 86 to 1324 and encodes 412 amino acids. Gene Ontology annotation, cellular component: neuron projection; plasma membrane; synapse. Gene Ontology annotation, biological process: cell recognition; detection of stimulus; susceptibility to natural killer cell mediated cytotoxicity. NCBI's taxonomy places the organism in Eukaryota, Metazoa, Chordata, Actinopteri, Syngnathiformes, Syngnathidae. The transcript is spliced from 11 exons.
AGGACGAAGGAGGCAGUGAAGGAGGCGAGGAGGCGAGAAGGACAUCUCCACAGUAGGUGCCAUCAUACUGAAGCAGGUGUCCAACAUGGCGAACGCAGGCUGCAGCUCUCUGGCGACUAUUCUCUUUUUAUUCGUCUUUCCGGCGGCUCUUCGACAAGGAGCUGCACAGAUUCCAGUGGUGAGCCAGAACCUGGUGACGGACAACGUGUCGGUGGUGGAGGGCGAGAUGGCCAUCAUCAGCUGCCGGGUGAAGGACAACGACGACUCGGUCAUCCAGCUGCUCAACCCCAACAGACAGACCAUCUACUUCCGAGACAUGAGGCCUCUAAAAGACGCCCGCUUCCAGCUGGUCAACUUCUCCGACAACGAGCUGCGGGUGUCCCUGUCCAACGUGUCGCUGUCGGACGAGGGCCGCUACGUGUGUCAGCUGUACACUGACCCCCCGCAGGAGGCCUACGCUGACAUCACCGUGCUGGUUCCUCCAGGCAACCCCAUCAUCGAUGCCCGCGAUGAGGUUCUGAGCGAGGGCAACGAGACGGAGAUGACCUGCAGCGCCAUGAGCAGUAAGCCUGCCGCAACCAUCAGAUGGAUGAAGGGCGAUAAGGAGCUGCCAGGAAAGCCUAAGGUGGAGCUCACGUACGACAGGAUGUACACGGUGACCAGCCGGCUCACGUUCACCGUCAACAAGGAGGACGACGGCGUACCCGUGGUUUGCAUCGUGGACCACCCGGCGGUCAAGGACUUCCAAGCACAGAAGUACCUGGAAGUGCAGUACAAACCCGAGGUUAAGAUCAUGGUGGAGUUUCCUCAGGGUCUGACGAGGGAAGGAGAGAACCUGGAACUAUCGUGUCAAGCCAAAGGCAAACCUCAACCACAGCGAGUCAAAUGGGUGAAAGUGGACGACGACGUGCCGUCCCACGCCGUCAUCACCGGCGCCGACCUUUACAUCGAGAACCUCAACAAGUCCUACAAUGGAACCUACCGCUGCGUGGCGGCCAACUCGCUGGGGGAGUCUUUCGACGAGUACAUCCUCUACGUCUACGACACCACGCCCAGCACUGAACCUGCAGCUCAUGAUUCUCGAGCCGGAGAAGGAGCCCCCAGAACGGUGGACCACGCAGUGAUCGGAGGAGUCGUAGCCGUGGUGGUCUUCGCCAUGCUGUGUCUACUCAUUGUCUUGGGACGCUACUUUGCAAGGCACAAAGGUACCUACUUCACGCACGAAGCCAAAGGGGCGGACGACGCCGCAGACGCCGACACGGCCAUCAUCAACGCCGAGGGGGGCCACACCAACUCUGACGAGAAGAAGGAGUACUACAUCUAAUCAAAGCAGGACCACCCCACCCCCCGCAUCUUUUAGUGUCCACUUUAUCGGACACGGCCCUUUCUGGAGGUAGGGGGGGAGGGAGGGAGGGAGGGAGGGGGUUGGGGUUUUUGAGAGGAGAUCCAAGAUGGGAGGAAAGACACAGUUCUUUUGUCUAGUCUAGUCCGCAGAUGUAGGUGGAAUGUUUUUGUGUGUUUCAAAAAAAAUAAUAAUAGUAAUCAAAAACGGACAGUUUUUAGGAAGCAGGCGGGGGUGGGGUGCCAGAAAUCACUGUAGAGCGCUUCUUCACCGCCCUCCCUCUCAGCCACACCUUUUUUUCCCCCCCCUUGUUGUCCAGUCCAAACAUUUUUGCAGAAAAUUCUGUGCCUUGUUCGGGUUUUUAUUUAAUUUUAAUUUUUUUAUUUUUUUGUCGUCGUGUGUGCAUAAUAACCCCGCCCCCUUUCCCGUUGUGGUGUUUCUGUCACGAGGGUUUCAAGGUGACGCGACUCCUCCCCUAAGACGUGUCGCCUGCGUACCAAGACUCCAGUAUACUGUGAUGACAAAUGCAUGGAAUGCUUUACCAUUAUUGUACAUAAUAAUGAAGAAGUGAUGGACUUGUAGAUGCCCCGCCCCCUCACGAUCAACAACACCCGUUUAGACUGAAGGCAGCAAAAGACGAACGUUUUAGAAUCCCUCCUUUUCUUAAACCGACACAUUCACGCUCGAGUGCAUUUUCGAUUCAGAGGGGUUUUUUUUCUUUGUUUGCCAGUAGGAAGGCAAAAAUACGUUGACGUUAAAAUUUUUGUUUCGAAAAAUGGCCGCCCGAUCGUCAUCUCACAACUCAUACAAAAGUAAAUAGCAAGUCGAUGUAUUAUACACAAAUCCUUACGACAAACUAUUUUUUACAGAUUCCUAGAAAUAGAACGGCUAUGGUGAUUAUUAUUGUUGUCAUGGUAAUUAUUGUUAUUGUCGUCAUGCUCAUUUUCCAUUUUAAUUCGAUCCAUUUUUGCCCACAUCGUUAUAGUUUCGCUCACAUUAACGUCCGCAACCCAUUUCUUGCUUUACGUGUAUCGCCUGCCAGAGCAAAUUUUAUUACGUUUUUUUUUUUUUUUUAACGAAGCUCAGACGAUCGCCAAAAGUCAUAAGUCAUAAAUCGAACUUUAAUACGCGAGAAGGCACUAGCUUCCGAAUGUCACCAAAUCAAAUGUGUUAUCGUAGCAUGCCGAACAAAUCUUGAUCAUCUUGUUACUCGGAAAAAUCGCACCGGACUCUAAUUUCACAUUGACUGUUGUAGCUGACGAGCAUGUUUCUACAAAUGUUGUCUUUUUUUGGAAAAAGAAAAACGUACUUAUUUGUUGUGAUUCUGGAAAAAAUUUGCAAAAUUCAAAAGCGUUUUAUUGGACGCCGUUAUUUUGCGGCAGUUGUGGUCUGCUUGAAACGUGAAAACAUUGUAACGAAGCAACAGCAAAAAGGCCCCAAAAAUGCGUUAAAAAAUGUUUAACGUUAUUUUACGUAAAUUAGACAAAAAUACCAUUAAAAUCAAACAAAAAAGUGUGGCUUUUUUAAUUGUCUACAGGUUUUUAGAAUAGAUCGGAAUAAAAAGACAACAUUUUUAGCACAAUUUGGAGAUACGUACAUGUUUUACAUAUUUCGGAAUAUAAGAGAAAAAAACGGAAAAUUCUGAGAACACAAAAUCUGCGAAAAAAGUAAAAUUUGCCAUUUGUUUUUUUUUACGAAGCUCAGACGAUCACCAAAAGUCAUAAGUCAUAAAUGGAACUUUAAUACGCGAGAAGGCACUAGCUUCCGAAUGUCACCAAAUCAAAUGUGUUAUCGUAGCAUGCCGAACAAAUCUUGAUCAUCUUGUUACUCGGAAAAAUCGCACCGGACUCUAAUUUCACAUUGACUGUCGUAGCUGACGAGCAUGUUUCUCCAAAUGUUGUCUUUUUUUGGAAAAAGAAAAACGUACUUAUUUGUUGUGAUUCUGGAAAAAAAUUGCAAAAUUCAAAAGCGUUUUAUUGGACGGCGUUAUUUUGCGGCAGUUGUGAUCUGCUUGAAACUUGAAAACAUUGUAACGAAGCAAGAGCAAAAAGGCCCCAAAAAUGCGUUAAAAAAUGUUUAACGUUAUUUUACGUAAAUUAGACAAAAAUACCAUUAAAGUCAAACAAAAAAGUGUGGCUUUUUUAAUUGUGUACAGGUUUUUGGAAUAGAUCGGAAUAAAAAUACAAAAUUUGUAGCACAAUUUGGAGAUACGUACAUGUUUUACAUAUUUCGGAAUAUAAGAGAAAAAAACGGAAAAUUCUGAGAACACAAAAUCUGCGAAAAAAGUAAAAUUUGGCAAUACGUGUUCUACACAUUUUGAUAAAAAGAAAAAACUUUUGAAACUUUGUAGGUAACAGAAACAUUUGUUUUAGUUUUUUUUUUUUAUAUUUUAGAUUAGAAGAAAGAAAAACUGAAAAUUUAAAGAUAACACAAAAUCUGAGAAAAAAAAGUAACAUUUAUUUGGCGAUACAUGUUUCACAUAUUUUCGAUUAAAAGAAAGAACACUUUUGAAAGUUAAAAGUAACACAAACAUUGGAAGAUUUUUUUCGAGAAGUAUGUUUUGCGUACUUCAGAUUAGAAGAAAGAAAAACUGAACACAAAAUCGGAAAAAAGUAACAUUUGGCGAUACGUGUUUCACAUAUUUCAGAUUAAAAGAAAGAAACAAGAAACUUCAACGUAAUACAAAAAUGUGAAUAUUUUUUUCGAGAAGUAUGUUUUGCGUAUUUUGGAUUAGAAGAAAGAAAAAUUCUAAAUUUGGUGAUAACACAACAUUUUCGGAAAAAUAACAUUUGGAGAUACAUGUUUUACAUGUUUCGGAUAAAAAGGAAGAACACUUUUAAAACUUCGUAAGUAACACAAAAAUGUGAAUAUUUUUUUCUGAGUUAUUAUGUUUUACAUUUUUUCAGAUUAGAAGAAAAACUGUAAAUUUGAAGUUAACACAAAAUCUGGAAAAAAGUUACAUUUGGAGAUACAUGUUUCACAUACUUUGAUAAAAAGAAAAAAGUUUUGAAACUUUGGGAAAAAAAUUGAAAUUGUUCUGUAAUUUACGAAGUAUUUAAAAAAAAUUCAGAUUAGAAGAAAAACUUUAAAUUUGAAGAUACAUGUUUCACAUAUUUCAAGUUAAAGGAAAGGAAACUUUUGAAACGUCGUAAAUAACACAAAAAUUAGAUUUUUUUUGUUUCUAAUUAUGUUUUGAAUAUUUCAGAUUAGAAGACAGAAAAACUGUGAAAAUUUGAAGAUAACACAAAAUAUGAGAAAAAAGUAACAUUUGGCGAUACAUGUUUCACAUAUUUCAGAUUAAAAGAAAGAACAUUUUGAAACUUCAAAGUAAUACAACAAUUGGAAGAUUUUUUUCAAUAAGUAUGUUUUGUGUAUUUUUGAUUAGAAGAAAGAAAAAAUUUAAAUUCAGUGAUAACCCAAAAUUUGAGGAAAAAUAACAUUUGGAGAUACAUGUUUUGGAUAAAAAGGAACAUUUUUGAAACUUCGUAAGUAACACAAAAAUGUGACUAUUUUUCGGAGUUAUGUUUUAAAUUUUUUCAGAUUAGAACAAAAACUGUAAAUUUGAAGAAAACACCAAAUCUGAAAAAAGUAACAUUUGGAGAUACAUGUUUCACAUACUUUGAUAAAAAAAAAUUUUUUUUUGAAACUUCGUAAGUGACAGAACAACUUCAAUAAAAAAAAUUAUAAGUAUAUUUUGCACAUUUCAGAUUAGAAGAAAGAAAAACUGUAAAUUUGAAGAUAACACAAAAUCUGAAAAAAGUAACAUUUGGCGAUACAUGUUUCACAUAUUUCAGAUUAAAAGAAACAAAACUUUUGAAAGUUCAAAGUAAUACAAAAAUUGGAAGAUUUUUUUCGAGAAGUAUGUUUUGCGUAUUUUGGAUUAGAAAAAAAACAAAUUAAAACAUCGGUGGUAACCCAAAACUUUGGGAAAAAUGACAUUUGGAGAUACAUGUUUCACAUGUUUCGGAUAAAAAGAAGGAACAUUUUUGAAACUUAAUAAGUAACACAAAAAUUAGAUUUUUUUUUUUUCCGAGUUAUGUUUCACAUUUUUUAAGAUUACAAGAAAAACUGUACAUUUAAAAAUAACACAAAAUCUGAAAAAAGUAACAUUUGGCGAUACAUGUUUCACAUAUUUCAGAUUAAAGGAAAGGAAACUUUUGAAACUUCAAAGUAACACAAAAAUCGGACGAUUUUUUUCGAGAACUAUGUUUUGUGUAUUUUGGAUUAGAAGAAAUACAAAUUUAAUAUUCGGUGAUAAGUUAAAAUUUUAGGAAAAAUAACAUUUGGAGAUACAUGUUUUACAUGUUUCGGAUAAAAAGAAGGAGCAUUUUUUUAAACUUAAUAAGUAACACAAAAAUGUGAUUUUUUUUUUUUCCACGUUAUGUUUCACAUUUUUUAAGGUUACAAGAAAAGCUGUAUAUUUAAAAAUAACACAAAAUCUGAAAAAAGUAACAUUUGGCGAUACAUGUUUCACAUAUUUCAGAUUAACGGAAAGGAAACUUUUGAAACUUAAAAGUAACACAAAAAUUGGAAGAUUUUUUUCGAGAACUAUGUUUUGUGUAUUUUGGAUUAGAAGAAAUACAAAUUAAAAAUUCGGUGAUAACUUAAAAUUUUAGGAAAAAUAACAUUUGGAGAUACAUGUUUUACAUGUUUCGGAUAAAAAGAAGGAACAUUUUUGAAACUUCAUAAAUAACACAAAAAUUAGAAAAAAAACAUUUCGAGUUAUGUUUAAAAAAAAUGUAAGAUUAGAAGAAAAACUGUACAUUUAAAAAUAAAACAAAAUCUGAAAAAAGUAACAUUUGGCGAUACAUGUUUCACAUAUUUCAGAUUAAAGGAAAGGAAACUUUUGAAACUUCAAAGUAACACAACAAUCGGAAGAUUUUUUUCGAGAACUGUGUUCUGUGUAUUUUGGAUUACAAGAAAUACAAAUUUAAAAUUCGAUGAUAACCUAAAAUUUUAGGAAAAAUGACAUUUGGAGAUACAUGUUUUACAUGUUUCGGAUAAAAAGAAGGAGCAUUUUUUUAAACUUAAUAAGUAACACAAAAAUUAGAUUUAUUUUUUUUCCGAGUUAUGUUUCACAUUUUUUAAGAUUACAAGAAAAGCUGUGCAUUUAAAAAUAACACAAAAUCUGAAAAAAGUAACAUUUGGCGAUACAUGUUUCACAUAUUUCAGAUUAAAGGAAAGGAAACUUUUGAAACUUCAAAGUAACACAAAAAUCGGAAGAUUUUCUUCGAGAGCUAUGUUUUGCCUAUUUUGAAUUACAAGAAAUACAAAUUUAAAAUUCGGUGACAACUUAAAAUUUUAGGAAAAAUAACCUUCGGAGAUACAUGUUUUACAUGUUUCGGAUAAAAAUAAAAAAUGUUAAACUUCGUAAAUAACACAAACAUUUGAAGUAUUUUGUUCAAGAAAUAUGUGUUACAUAUUUAGGAUUAGAAGAUGCAAAAACUUGAAGAGAAAAACGAGGGAAAAGUGAAAAAGUCGAGACACGUCUUUUUUUUAUUUCAGCUAAAAUAGAAGCAAACUCUGGAAUCAUGGCGACAAAACUAACGAUUAUUUUUACGUUUUUUUCAUAAAAAGAUCUUCAAAAUUUAGUUUAGCAUGCAUUUGGAAUAAAAAUAACUACAAUUGUGGCGGUAACACAAUAUUCUUAUUUGCAGAUUUAUUUUUUCAGACCAAUAAUACAAAAAUCUAAACUUUAAAAUGCUUGUUUUCUAUUAUUCGUAAAACAAUAGAAAAUAACUAAGCACGUAUUUGAAAAUAGCUUAAAAAAAAUGUAUAUAAACCUCAAAGUAAAAUGGCUGACAGUGGCGUGUUAUUGGGAAAUGAUUACUUUUUGCUGACUGUGCGGACACGUUCACCACUUCGUACUUUACUCGUGUGUUGUGGAAGUUCGGUCAUUCGUACGAUAGCUUUAACUCCUCGUCACACAACCCCCGACUUUCCCCUUCGAGUCGUGCACUUUUCUGAAAAGGAGUUGUAACUCUCUACGCCGUUUUUUUGUGUUUGUUACGUACUUGCUAGGGUCGGGUAACGGUUUGAUGUUUGAAGGUUUUUUUGGUCUGGUAAUGUCCGAUAUAACAGUUCUUCUUCUUCUUAUUAUUAGCUACGUUUUUAUUGUUGCUUUACGAGAAUCACGAUCUGUCUUUUUGAGCACGAGCGCACAUGACAGCUUCCAUUUGAAACGACCACGUCUUGACAGUGACAUUCGAAAAGCCGAUCAAUUCAAACCAAAUUUCCCCGAUAUCGUAUAAUUAUUAUGUUGUUUGCCGGCGUUUGUUUAUUUUUGUCCGCAUGUACCGUUGGAAACGGGUGUAUGCGACCCCGUUCCCGGGCGGAUCUCGAUCAUUUUGCAAUGCAGUCUGCAGAAAAUGAUGGAAAGCGCCACUCCACACGCUGUGGUCAGAGUUGGGAUUGCCACAAAAAAAACAUUUUCAGAUAUUCGACACUCUACUGCCAUCUGGCGGCUAAAUUGGAUAGUAGGGGUGUAAAAAAAAAUUUAAAAAUUCAAAUUAAUCGCGAUUGUUAUGUGUAACGAUUCUGAAUCAAUUUUAAAAAAUCCAAAAAAAUAUUUUUAUUUAAUUUUUUUUCUCUACAAUCACUUUGGUAAAUGUUUAGGUCAAAUUUUAUCAAGCAAAACCAUUUUUUUCUUUUAAGAGCUGUUUAUCUAUCUUAUGGAGGAACGUAGUUAAUUCUAGAACUAGCACACAAUGUUGUUGAAAAAGUACUGAUUUUGAAUCGGGAAUCCUUUUAAGUCGAGAAUCGAUUCUGAAUCGAAUUGUUAACCCCAAAAAUCGAAUCAAUGGAAUCGUGCCGUGCCCAAAUAUUCACAGCCCCAGUGGAGAGUGCGCCCUUUAUUCGUCACGUUUCGUGUCGGGUAAAUGCUAACGAAUGGCGCCGUACUGUAUUUUGAAUCAAGAAUCGUUUUAAAUGGAGACUCGAUUCUGAAUCAAAUUGUUUUCCCCCAAGAAUCAAAUCGUGCUGUGCCCAAUCAUUCACAGCCCUAGUGGCUACUGCGCCCUUUAUUUGUCACGUUUCAUGUGUCAGGUAAAUGGUGACGAAUAUGGCCAUACUGUAUUCCAGUAUUUUGAAUCAAGAAUCGUUUUUACCCGAGAAUCGAUUCUGAUUCAAAUUGUUGCCGCCAGGAAUCGAAUCGGGCGGUGCCCAAAUAUUCACAGCCCUAGUGGAUAGUGCGCCCUUUAUUCGUCACGUUUCAUGUGUCGGGUAAAUGCUGACGAAUAUAGCCAUACUGUAUUAAUGGAUUUUGAAUAAAGAAUCGUUUCAAAUCGAGACUCGAUUCUGAAUCAAAUUGUUUUCCCCCAAGAAUCGAAUCUUGCGGUGCCCAAAUAUUCACAGCCCUAGUGGAUAGUGGGCUCUUUAUUCGUCACGUUUCGUGUGUCGGGUAAAUGCUGACGAAUGGGGCCAUACUGUAUUCCCGUAUUUUGAAUCAAGAAUCGUUUUUACUCGAGAAUCGAUUCUGAAUCAAAUUGUUGCCCCCAGGAAUUGAAUCGGGCAGUACCCAAAUAUUCACAGCCCUAGUGGAUAGUGCGCCCUUUAUUCGUCACGUUUCGUGUGUCGGGUAAAUGCUGACGAAUGGCGCCAUACUGGAUUUUGAAUCAAGAAUCGUUUUAAAUUAAGACUCGAUUCUAAAUCAAAUUGUUUUCCCCCAAGAAUCGAAUCGUGCAGUGCCCAAUCAUUCACAGCCCUAGUGGCUAGUGCACCCUUUAUUCGUCACGUUUCAUGUGUCAGGUAAAUGGUGACGAAUAUAGCCAUACUGUAUUCCAGUAUUUUGAAUCAAGAAUUGUUUUUACUCGAGAAUCGAUUCUGAUUCAAAUAGUUUCCCCCAGGAAUCGAAUCGUGUGGUGCCCAAAUAUUCACAGCCCUAGUGGAUAGUGCGCCCUUUAUUCGUCACGUUUCAUGUGUCGGGUAAAUGCUGACGAAUAUAGCCAUACUGUAUUAAUGGAUUUUGAAUAAAGAAUCGUUUCAAAUCGAGACUCGAUUCUGAAUCAAAUUGUUUUCCCCCAAGAAUCGAAUCUUGCGGUGCCCAAAUAUUCACAGCCCUAGUGGAUAGUGGGCUCUUUAUUCGUCACGUUUCGUGUGUCGGGUAAAUGCUGACGAAUGGCGCCAUACUGUAUUCCCGUAUUUUGAAUCAAGAAUCGUUUUUACUCGAGAAUCGAUUCUGAAUCAAAUUGUUGCCCCCAGGAAUUGAAUCGGGCAGUACCCAAAUAUUCACAGCCCUAGUGGAUAGUGCGCCCUUUAUUCGUCACGUUUCGUGUGUCGGGUAAAUGCUGACGAAUGGCGCCAUACUGGAUUUUGAAUCAAGAAUCGUUUUAAAUUAAGACUCGAUUCUAAAUCAAAUUGUUUUCCCCCAAGAAUCGAAUCGUGCAGUGCCCAAUCAUUCACAGCUCUAGUGGCUAGUGCACCCUUUAUUCGUCACGUUUCAUGUGUCAGGUAAAUGGUGACGAAUAUAGCCAUACUGUAUUCCAGUAUUUUGAAUCAAGAAUUGUUUUUACUCGAGAAUCGAUUCUGAUUCAAAUAGUUUCCCCCAGGAAUCGAAUCGUGUGGUGCCCAAAUAUUCACAGCCCUAGUGGAUAGUGCGCCCUUUAUUCGUCACGUUUCAUGUGUCGGGUAAAUGCUGACGAAUAUAGCCAUACUGUAUUAAUGGAUUUUGAAUAAAGAAUCGUUUCAAAUCGAGACUCGAUUCUGAAUCAAAUUGUUUUCCCCCAAGAAUCGAAUCUUGCGGUGCCCAAAUAUUCACAGCCCUAGUGGAUAGUGGGCUCUUUAUUCGUCACGUUUCGUGUGUCGGGUAAAUGCUGACGAAUGGCGCCAUACUGGAUUUUGAAUCAAGAAUCGUUUUAAAUCGAGACUCGAUUCUGAAUCAAAUUGUUUUCCCCCAAGAAUCGAAUCUUGCGGUGCCCAAAUAUUCACAGCCCUAGUGGAUAGUGGGCUCUUUAUUCGUCACGUUUCGUGUGUCGGGUAAAUGCUGACGAAUGGCGCCAUACUGGAUUUUGAAUCAAGAAUCGUUUUAAAUCGAGACUCGAUUCUGAAUCAAAUUGUUUUCCCCCAAGAAUCGAAUCUUGCGGUGCCCAAAUAUUCACAGCCCUAGUGGAUAGUGGGCUCUUUAUUCGUCACGUUUCGUGUGUCGGGUAAAUGCUGACGAAUGGCGCCAUACUGGAUUUUGAAUCAAGAAUCGUUUUAAAUCGAGACUCGAUUCUGAAUCAAAUUGUUUUCCCCCAAGAAUCGAAUCGUGUGGUGCCCAAAUAUUCACAGCCCUAGUGGCUAGUGCACCCUUUAUUUGUCACAUUUCAUGUGUCGGGUAAAUGCUGACGAAUGGCGCCAUACUGGAUUUUGAAUCAAGAAUCGUUUUAAAUCGAAACUUGAUUCUGAAUCAAAUUGUUUUCCUCCAAGAAUCGAAUCGUGCGGUUCCCAAAUAUUCACAGCCCUAGUGGAGUGUGCGCCCUUUAUUCGUCACGUUUCGUGUGUCGGGUAAAUGCUGACGAAUAUAGCCAUUUUGUAUUAAUGGAUUUUGAAUAAAGAAUCGUUUCAAAUGGAGACUCGAUUCUGAAUCAAAUUGUUUUCCCCCAAGAAUCGAAUCGUGCGGUGCCCAAAUAUUCACAGCCCUAGUGGAUAGUACACCCUUUAUUCGUCACGUUUCGUGUGUCGGGUAAAUGCUGACGAAUGGCGCCAUACUGUAUUUUGAAAAAAAUAAUCGUUUUAAAUGGAGACUCGAUUCUGAAUCAAAUUUUUUUCCCCCAAGAAUCGAAUCGUGUGGUGCCCAAAUAUUCACAGCCCUAGUGGCUACUGCACCAUUUAUUCGUCACGUUUCGUGUGUCGGGUAAAUGCUGACGAAUGGCGCCAUACUGGAUUUUGAAUCAAGAAUCGUUUUAAAUGGAGACUCGAUUCUGAAUCAAAUUGUUUUCCCCCAAGAAUCGAAUCGUGCGGUGCCCAAUCAUUCACAGCCCUAGUGGCUAGUGCACCCUUUAUUCGUCACGUUUCAUGUGUCAGGUAAAUGGUGACGAAUGGGGCCAUACUGUAUUCCCGUAUUUUGAAUCAAGAAUCGUUUUUACUCGAGAAUCGAUUCUGAUUCAAAUUGUUGCCGCCAGGAAUCGAAUCGGGCGGUGCCCAAAUAUUCACAGCCCUAGUGGAUAAUGCGCCCUUUAUUCGUCACGUUUCAUGUGUCGGGUAAAUGCUGACGAAUAUAGCCAUACUGUAUUAAUGUAUUUUGAAUAAAGAAUCGUUUCAAAUCGAGACUCAAUUCUGAAUCAAAUUGUUUUCCCCCAAGAAUCGAAUCGUGUGGUGCCCAAAUAUUCACAGCCUUAGUGGCUAGUGGGCUCUUUAUUCGUCACGUUUCGUGUGUCAGGUAAAUGCUGACGAAUGGCGCCAUACUGGAUUUUGAAUCAAGAAUCGUUUUAAAUCGAGACUCGAUUCUGAAUCAAAUUGUUUUCCCCCAAGAAUCGAAUCUUGCGGUGCCCAAAUAUUCACAGCCCUAGUGGAUAGUGGGCCCAUUAUUCGUCACGUUUCGUGUGUAAGGUAAAUGCUGACAAAUGGGGCCAAUACUAAAGAAUUAUUGUGUUAUUUGGGUGCAUUUGUUUACUUUUUUCCCCUCGUAUUUAAAAAAUCCCAACUACCGACCACAGCGCUUUGCGAUCAGUUCGGAAACUGAACCCGAUUCCUUCACGUUGUCCACAUCAGAGUGAAGAGAAUUUCCGUGGCUUUUCAAGCUAUUCAAAUGACAAAAUGAGAGCAUAAUUUGGAAAUAAAUCGUAAACUACUACGUGUUGUGUUUAUUCCACCAAAAAUGUACUUCGGCGCACAAAAGCCGGCCUGACUUUGUUGUUUUGUAUCGUAACGCCCUUAGGUUCGAGUGCAAGGACGUCGAAGCCGAUAAGUCGGACGUUAAAAUGCGCCGUGAUGUCGUUUUCCAGCCAAACCGCAAAAUAUUUGGCGUCUAUGUUGUACAUGCUUUUCUGUAUUUUCUUAACUAGUAUUUGGCGCACUGUAAUACGAUGUACAAGUACCGCUUUGUGUUGACAUCAAAUUGUACAAGGAAUCCCAAAAGUUGUCGUACUGCUGUUCACGCCUUUGGACGCUCCCCAAAAACGUUUGAAUUGUGUCACCCGAGUCAUUUUUUUUUUUUCUUCCAUAUUUUCUAGAUUUUGUCUCUCUGCUGUUCCUGGGAAAUGUUUGUGUGUAUUAAAGGAGGAGAGGAGCGCCACAUUCCCAUACACAUUUUGUAUUGGUUCAUAAAUAGACAUUUUUACAAAAAAAAAACAAUAAAGAGUUCUUGUCUUAAUAAAAAAGAAAUGAUAUCAAUGUCCAAAACAACACGUCUUGUUAUUGUCGGUCCGAUGAAAAGCAUCUGUCUCCAAGUUCGGGAAAAAUACGUUG